AUGGCCCCAAAACAGCCCGUCGUCUCUGAGAAAGGCAUCAAGUCUCCCCUGUUCUCUCAGGCCAUCAUCCACAAUGGCACUGUCUACGUGAGCGGAACCGUUGGUAUGGUGCCUUCGACAGGGAAGAUCGUGGGAGGGAGCGUGGAAGACCGGACCAGACAAGCACUUGAGAAUAUCAAAAACGUUUUGGAGGAAGCCGGAAGCAGCUUGCAGAACAUUGUCAAGAUCAACAUCUUCCUGACUGACAUGGCUGACUAUGCCGCCAUGAACAAGGCCUGUGCGUACAGUUCCAGCAGCUGCUACAAGCCUGAACCGGCCACAUUCCACAGACUGACACGCGAACAGUCCUCGAUAUCGUCCCAGACCCAAAGCCGGCCAGAUCAUGCGUUUGCGUCAAGGAGUUGCCUGGCAAGACUGAUGUAG
Molecule: messenger RNA, 423 nt
Organism: Capronia coronata CBS 617.96
Lineage: Eukaryota; Fungi; Ascomycota; Eurotiomycetes; Chaetothyriales; Herpotrichiellaceae
Exons: 2
Coding region: 1-423 (140 amino acids)
Cellular component (GO): cytosol; mitochondrion
Molecular function (GO): deaminase activity
Source: RefSeq, a predicted model, not a curated record